Diachasma alloeum is the source of this 1416-nucleotide messenger RNA. RefSeq lists its product as uncharacterized. The transcript has a single exon. Lineage: Eukaryota; Metazoa; Arthropoda; Insecta; Hymenoptera; Braconidae. The record is from RefSeq and is a predicted model, not a curated record. Bases 1 to 1416 code for a protein of 471 amino acids.
AUGGGGUCUGGCACAUCAAGCAAACCCAGUAAUAGUGAUGCAAUUGAUGUGGCUUUAGCUGAAUUUUUCUUCGGUUGCAACGUGUCGUUCAAUGUUGUUGAAUCUGAUCUAUUCAGACGAUUUGUCAAGAUUUUGAAUCCCUCAUACAAAUGUCCAUCAAGGAAAAAAUUGGCAACCAAAUUACUGGAUACGAUUCAUGUUAGAGUUAUUGAGAAAAUGAGAUACCCGGAGCCGAUGGAGGGGGUCUUAUUGAUAGAUGGGUGGAAGAAUUCAUCAGCGAAUACCAAGAACGUAGUCUGUACUAUCCAAACUCACGAUGGAAAUAGUAUUUUCUUAUAUUCUUGGGAUUUCAGUGAACUGAGGGAAACCGGUGAUGAAUUAGCCAGAGUCAUUGAUGAAGCUGUUGCAAUGGCCAAGGAGAAGUUCAAUGUGCUCAUCCAUGCUGUUGUUUCUGAUAACGCGUCGGCGAUGAUGCGGAUGGGUCGCCUGGUGGAGGUUUGGCACAGUACCUGCAGUUCGCACAGUGGAAAUUUGUUCUUGAAGUCCCUCGUCGAUUCGAAGUUUGCUGAGUCAAUCAACAAAUUGUUACGAGAGUUCAAAACGCCUCGUGCAGAAAGAGAAUUGAAAAAACGGAAAGGUAGUAGGAUCAUGUUAGCCUGUGAGACUCGGUGGUGCUCAUAUAGAGACACGUUCCGUUGUUGCUUGAGGAAUCUUGACCUCAUGCGUCAGUUAGUUGAUGAACAAAUUGUCAUUCUAAAGAACAUCAAUGCUGAAUUGCUGAAUGACAGUACAUUGGCAGAUAAACUCCAGGAUUACAUCGUUCUCUUCGACCUCGUAUGUGAGCUUGUCAAUAAAUGUCAAGCAUCUGAUUGCAAAAUUGCAGAUGCUGCUGAAUAUUGGCUGUCAUUGAAUGUCCCAGUGGACGAUGCAAAAGUUGAUGCGACACUGGAUGCACGUCUUGACAAAGUCUUGCAGCCAAUUGCAUUGGUGGCUAAUUUUUUGCAUCCCAAAUAUCAAGGCCAAAAAUUUGCACAUUUGGAAGUAUUCAAUGCUAAAGUGAUAGAAUUUCGGAAUACCGAAUUAGGUGUAGAAAAUCCAGAAGAAUUGGAAGCAGUCAAGAAAUUUCAGAAUAAGGAGAAGCCUUUUGAAGCAAUCUUCAACAAGAAUGUUGAAUGUGCGAAAACAUUUUGGUGUUUUAUUAAGCCCUACUAUCCUGCCUUAGCACAAUUGGCUAUCAAAUUGUCCAACAUUCCCAGUUCAUCUGCACAAAUCGAGAGAUUGUUUUCUCACUGGGCUUUUAUCCACUCCGAUUUACGGAAUCGGCUUAGUGUAGAACGUUCCAUGAAACUCGUCGGGAUUUAUUAUGCAUUUAAAAUGCAGGAUGCCAUCGGUAAUUAUUAUUGGGAUGAGGAAUGA